AUUGUCUAUGCAUCGCUUCAGGCCAAAAAGGAAGGCACUUGCCUCAGCAAGUGUUGCUGGUCCCUAUUCCAAAUGGAAUGGUGUGAGCCCAUCUGAGUUCAACUUGACAAAAAGCAGUGGGUUUAUAUACUAAUAUCAGAAGCACUGUUAGCAAUUAUGUGCCCUUCUUUACUUUUGUGUUAGUUUCUUUUACACCAUCAAUUCAUAAAGCUUAAACAACCUUUAAGGAGAGGUAAGAUGACGACGACAACAACAUACCUAGCGUAUUCCCACAAAGUGGAGUUUGGUGACUUUUAGGAGGUAAUGUCACUGGAUUUAUGUAUUGCCAUUAGGAUUUAAGAUAAUCACUUUAAUAAACUCAUGAAUAGAGGAAAUCUACUAAAUACAUUACAAUCUUGAAAAUCAUACACAAUUGAAGGAAUUAUAUGCUCGGAGAUUUAUGGGGGAUAAUACAUUGCGUUUUCUUAUAAGAUCACUAUAUAUGAAAUUUCUUUUUUCACAAACAACUACAAUCUUUAAUUUUGUGUAAGGAAUUAGUUCUCAAUGUGUUUAUGUGUUGUCUUUGGAUGACCUCAAGUCCUCCCUUUUAUAGAAAAAUGUUGUAACUCUAAUUUAUUCAAGAGUUACAUUAUCCCUUAUUUUGUAACUCCAUUCAUUAAAAUAACUCUUCCUCUUUUAUUAUAGGGAGUUAUUUAGUGAAGUUGUAACGUAGUUCAUGAAUGAAAUAAGUUAUUCAUCAACCCAUAAAUGCCAAAAUUGCCCAAACUAGUCAGUAAUAUAUAUCCAGCUUAAAGAAACUGAGAAAUAUGCAUAUUUUCUCCAUUUCUUCUUAGCAACAAAUGCCUUAAACAAAGAAGAAAUCAAUUUUAUUUUACUCAGAUGGCUUAUUUGUGUUCAGAAACUUUCAUUCUUUUUAUCAUUUCAACCUUCUGUUUCAUAUGUUUUUCUUCUUCUACUCCUUUCAUUCUAUUGCAUGGAAUUACAGAGUCUUGCAAUGAUAUAGCAAGUACAUUUUACACGUCACAACUGAGCCGUAUGUCGGGAGCUUAUGGUCAAUGCUUAGAAAUCGGAAAUGGAGCUUUUGAUUCUGUCACUAUGCCUAUAGAAAAUCAGGUUCAAGUUGCCUGUGAAAAGGUAAAGGGAAUGAAUGAAUUACGACAAGGUUACAAUAUAGUUGCUCUCUCACAGGGAAAUAUAAUAGCCAGAGGGAUUAUUGAGUUAUGUGAUGGAGCACCUCCGGUUAAGAAUUUUAUCUCAAUUGGUGGACCUAAUGCUGGUGUUGCUAAUGCUGUUUGCGCUGGUGGACCAUGGUGUGCAUUUGGAGUAUACUCCGACUUUGGUCAAAGUCACUAUGCUCCUAAUGGCUAUGUGAAGCUUCCAAAUGAUAUUGGAGGAUAUUUAAGAGGUUGUAGGUUUUUGCCAAAACUUAACAAUGAAAUUCCCAAUGCAUUUAAUUCAACUUAUAAAGAGCGUUUCAGUAGCUUGCAGAAUCUUAUCCUUAUUAUGUUUGAAAAUGAUCUUAUCGUAACUCCAAAAGAAAGUUCUUGGUUUGGAUUUUAUCAAGAUGGAAGUUAUACCCAAGUUUUGCCACCACAACAGACUAAUCUUUAUCUAAAUGAUUUAUUUGGAUUACAAACAUUGGAUAAAGCUGGAAAAAUAAAGUUCAUAAAAGUACCAGGAUUUCACCUAGGAAUGGAUAUUCAAGAACUGGGACAAUAUGUUGUUCCAUAUUUGAUUGAUGGAGGAGCACCAGCACCAGCAUCAACACCAACAGUUUCUCCAGUAGUCCAAUUUUCAUUUAAAAAAAAGCUUGUUAUCAACGACACUGCUAUUGGAAAAGAAAAACUAGUAUUAUAAAGUGUAUUCAAGUAAUCUAAUGAGCUUAUGUUUUGCAAUUAGAAUAUAUUA
Molecule: messenger RNA, 1908 nt
Organism: Capsicum annuum
Lineage: Eukaryota; Viridiplantae; Streptophyta; Magnoliopsida; Solanales; Solanaceae
Product: palmitoyl-protein thioesterase 1-like
Exons: 12
Coding region: 880-1857 (325 amino acids)
Cellular component (GO): intracellular membrane-bounded organelle
Molecular function (GO): thiolester hydrolase activity
Source: RefSeq, a predicted model, not a curated record